Grus americana (Whooping crane) is the source of this 9914-nucleotide messenger RNA. It is a transcript of the gene SLC26A2, whose product is annotated as solute carrier family 26 member 2. Gene Ontology annotation, molecular function: chloride transmembrane transporter activity; bicarbonate transmembrane transporter activity; secondary active sulfate transmembrane transporter activity. Gene Ontology annotation, biological process: transmembrane transport. NCBI's taxonomy places the organism in Eukaryota, Metazoa, Chordata, Aves, Gruiformes, Gruidae. The record is from RefSeq and is a predicted model, not a curated record. The coding region runs from base 358 to 2496 and encodes 712 amino acids. Gene Ontology annotation, cellular component: membrane. The transcript has 3 exons.
UCUUCAUGCUGUAUGUUCUUCUUGCAGAUUUUAAUUUAAAAAAAAAAAAAACCUCAAAACUAUUUUUAAGCACUCCCUUAUCCAGCGCAAACCCUGUGCGUGGCUUUCUGUUCAGAGCCGGAUGGGUCUCUUGCACAACCCUCUGCUGCGCACAUGCAGCCCCACCGCUGCUGUGGGGCCAGGGUGCUGGCAAUGUGCUGGGGUGCUGGCAGUGUGCCGGGGUGCCAGCAGUGUGCACGGGCAGCUGCCCAAGGAAAGCCUUUGGGGCAGUGCUUCCUCUGUCCGGCCUUGCUGCCCGAACACAGCUCUUCAGUGUUUUACCUUCGCUAGCUAACGGGAGUCCUUGAGGUGGCAGCAAUGGCAGAAUUCAGCAAUGUCUGUUCAGUGACUGAAAUGCCAGGAGACGACGAUGCUAAACGCAGUUUCCAUCACCGAAUGUUCUUGGAACCCCAAGAGAAGAAGAGGAGCAUGAAGUCUCUGGUGGUUAAGCAAGCAAAGAAAACUUGCAGCUGCACUCCAGCCAAAGUUAAAGAAUGUGUUUUUAGCUUCUUUCCUGUCUUGCAGUGGCUUCCUAAAUACAAACUAAGAGACUACCUACUGGGAGACAUAAUGUCUGGUGUGAUUGUGGGGGUCUUACUAGUUCCACAGUCAAUUGCCUAUUCUCUCUUGGCUGGACAGGAGCCUAUUUAUGGCCUUUAUACAUCUUUUUUUGCUAGCAUUAUUUAUUUCAUAUUUGGAACCUCCCGCCACAUCUCAGUUGGCAUCUUUGGUGUGAUUUGCCUGAUGGUGGGACAAGUGGUAGAUCGUGAAAUACAGAGAGCUGGUUAUGACAUAGAGCCAGCUGUGCCCAGUGUCCUCACAGAUACAGCAGUGUAUGUAAACGCCACCCUUUCGCCUGUGAAUCAGACAUCGCAGAAGCUGCUCUGUGAUAAAAGCUGCUAUGCAAUUACAGUGGGAGCCACCAUGACCUUCAUAGCUGGAGUUUAUCAGGUUGCCAUGGGUUUCUUUCAAGUGGGCUUUGUCUCAGUGUACCUCUCCGAUUCAUUGCUGAGUGGAUUUGUCACGGGUGCCUCCUUUACCAUCCUGACCUCACAAGCCAAGUAUCUCCUGGGCCUAGACAUUCCACGGAGCAGUGGCAUCGGCUCCCUCAUAGUCACGUGGACAAACAUCUUCAGAAACAUACACAAAACCAACAUCUGCGAUCUCAUCACCAGCUUCUUGUGCUUUCUUGUACUUAUCCCAACCAAAGAGCUUAAUGAACAUUUCAAAUCCAGGCUCAAGGCUCCAAUACCAGUUGAACUAGUCGUGAUUGUGGCAGCUACUUUGGCAUCUCACUUUGGGAAGCUGAGAGAGACUUAUGGCUCGAGUGUUGCUGGACACAUCCCAACUGGGUUUCUGCCACCUCGCCCUCCAGACUGGAACCUGAUCCCUAAUGUGGCUUUGGAUGCUAUCCCCAUAGCUAUUAUAGGCUUUGCCAUCACUGUCUCCCUCUCAGAGAUGUUUGCCAAGAAGCAUGGUUACUCCGUGAAGGCCAACCAGGAAAUGUAUGCCAUCGGCUUCUGCAACAUCAUUCCCUCUUUCUUCCAUUGCUUCACAACAAGCGCAGCUCUUGCCAAGACUCUUGUCAAAGAGUCCACAGGCUGUAGGACACAAAUGUCUGGCAUGGUGACUAGUUUGGUAAUCCUAUUAGUCCUCCUUGUGAUUGCACCUUUAUUUUAUUCCCUUCAGAAAUGUGUCCUUGCUGUCAUAACCAUUGUAAACCUCAGAGGAGCCCUGCGGAAGUUCAAGGACCUGCCAAAAAUGUGGCAUUUGAGCAGAGUGGACACAGUGAUCUGGCUGGUUACUAUGGCAGCCUCAGCACUCAUCAGUACCGAGAUUGGUCUUUUGGUUGGUGUUUGCUUCUCUAUGCUCUGUGUCAUCUUCCGAACUCAGAGACCAGAGGCACCGCUGCUUGGCUGGGUAGCAGAGUCUGAGACGUAUGAAUCCCUGUCUGCUUACAAGAACUUGCAAACCAAGCCAGGAGUUGUGGUGUUCCGUUUUGAAGCACCCCUCUACUACAUCAACAAAGAGUGCUUUAAAUCCACCCUGUACAAGCAAACUGGGGUCAACCCCGUCUGGGUGAAGGCAGCAAAGAAAAAGGCAGCAAAAAGAAUGCUUAGGGAGAAAGAGGUGGAUUCUGGCGGCAACCAGACCAGCAUCUCCAUGGAUUUUGUCUCUGAACCUCUAGAGUUUCACACAAUAGUGAUUGACUGUUGUGCAGUACAGUUUCUGGACACGGCAGGAAUACGUACGCUCAAAGAGGUCUGCAAGGACUACAGGGAGAUAGAUGUCCAGGUGCUGCUGGCCCAGUGUAAUCCUUCGGUGAGGAGUUCCCUGAUCCGAGGAGAAUUCUUCAAAGAGGGGGAGGACCACCUUCUCUUCCACAGUGUGCACCAGGCUGUGGACUUUGCGUUGGGCGCACAGGGGCACAGCGGGACCAGCACUUCUGAGAACUAGCUGUGGGAAGGCAGCAAACUGGAACAAAGCCUGGGAAAAAAUGGCUGUGGGUCUGUAUGUCUAUGCAAUACGUAUGCCCUCAGAUAAAAAGAGGCAGGGUUGAUGUUAAUGCACUGGUUAUUAGGCAGUCUAUUUUGAUGCUUUAAAUUUGCCUGCCGGGUAUAGUGAUUCAAUAGGUGAUACUGAAUGAAGGCAAUCCUUAACUUGAUUAUGGCUGAUCUGUGAAUCUAAGACUUUUCAUAUGGUUAUUCAUCUCCUUUCUUUCUCUCUUAAAUUUUCCGUGGCUCAGUUCCUUUCUGAGUUUUGAUCAUCAGCAUUGAAGUCUUUAUUGCAACCCUGUCUUUAUGGAUGGGAUGGGAUUUUGCAGUAGUCUGGGUAUCCUGUCCAGCCGAAUAAUGAGAGGCAGCUCAUUUCUUGUCCCUCGUUCUGGCAUUGCUUUUCCAUAUCACCACACCCUUACAUUUUCGAAGGAAUGACUGACAGGGACUGUUUGCUUUGAUCUUUACUGUGGAGUGAUUGAUUGGUGAUUUUGUAACCUCCCUGAAUUUGAGACAGAUAGAUAAAUAAAAUGGAAAUAUGCCUGAAAAGGUCUUAGAGAAUAGCUUCUAACCACCUAUCGCCUCCAGAGGCUUUGUCAUUGUCUCCUGUGAGCCUGCUGCAGCCAGGCAGUGGGGACGUGGUUCUCUCGUUUCUACACAGGCCUUUACAUGCCAGGAAAAUUUGCCUCUCUAGCUUGAAUUUUUUUGGAAUUAUUUUUAUUCAGAGGUGACUGUUUAGAAGUCUGAUUCGUGGUUAUGGUCAGUCAUUUGUUUUCCUAAUAUUUAGGAACCCUUUAGAAUUGUGGUCGUUGGAUAUGGAAAAAUCUCUAAUUCUUGAGUUUCAACAGAAAAUGAUCCUUAAAGCCAGUUUUACGUGCCAGGCAGACAGAAUCACAGGCACUAAAAUGAGAAGGGCCAAAUAAAUUAUCCAGCAUCUGUCCAAAUUACUCCAUUUCAUACAGACUUCAUGUGUGAAUGCAGGUUUUAUUGACCAUAAACCAUUUACACAUGCUCUGUCAUGGACUUUGUGAUGGGGAUGGACAGACCAAGAAAUACAGCCCUUAGAAAAGGAGCCACAGAGAAUUCUUCUGCUGAACGUUACUUCACCAUGUUAGUGUAAAUAAAGCUUUGUACUUUGAUUUUUAAAUUGUGCAGAAUGGUGAAGAGCACCUGUUUGUCAUGCUAAAAUGCAAGCACCGAGUAGGAAGAGUUUCUCUUUUCUUACCACAAUAGAAUACAAUUAUGAAGGCAGAAUUGAGAGAUUAACAGGUUUUACUGAGUACCAGCUAUACAUAGCACACAGUACAUCCUUGGAAGAUGGUGGUUUCUCCCAGGGGAGUUUAUAGUCUGAAUUGCAGGUUCUUCACAGCUUUUAAAAGGGAAAAAGUGUUGUAUACAGACAAUAUUCUCAUCCUUCAUCAUUCAAAAAUAAUGAAUCAGGAGUCAAAGAAGGAAUAAAUGCAAUAUGAAUCAUGAAAUAUUUUUUAAAUAAAAAUAUAUUUUGAGUAUAGGAUUUUUUUUUUUUCCCCUGAGCUAGGAGCAGUAACUGUUUCCUUCUUUCUAUGAAAGCUGAAAUGUCAUGUAUGACUUCACUCUAGGAGCUGGGACCUCGAGAGAAGGAACUAGAUAGCAGAAAGAUGAGUCCCAGGACCUGGCAACCUUUAGAUGUUAACUGAACUCACUACAUGUUUUAGGACAUCAUAGCAGCACCCUGGGGGAGACAGGGGGUGGCUGUAGCAUAUAUUGAAAAGGAGCACGUGACUGAGAUCUGUGCAUUAUGUGUUCUAGAACUGGCAUUGUUAAGGAAACAGGUCUCCAAGUAUCAGAGGGAAAAUGCUAAAGCUUCUGCAGUAUUCAAAAAGCACAAAUAUUUUUCUUUCUCAGCCUUAAGGUAUGCUUAUACAAGGAUGAAUCGUACAUAGCCAUUGCUAAUUUUUUUCUUUUCUGCAGUAACCUCUUGCAUGAACUUUUUUCUUCUGGGUUAAGAAUCCCUUAUGCAGUUUGGAUACUUACAAUUACUGAAUUGGUAUUACCAGAAUGGAUUAGCCUAAAAGCAGUGAGUGGGGUUAACGUGUACGUAGGGGGUGGGUACAGGAUGGAAAUGACGUUUAAUUCCUCACCAUACCUGUUGCCUUGGGUUCCCAUUCAGAGCCCCUGGGUCGGUGUUGAGAGCAAGCGGGCGCACGGGCAGCAGCUCCCGCAGCUGGGUGCCAGCGUGGGAAGGCUUGUCACCGCGGGGUGCCUGGUGGCAGGGGAGCAGCGCAGACCUACGCACGUGCGUUCAGCAGGCGGCAGUGCAAGCAUCACUAAAACUAUGAACAAAAGCCUCGAUACCAUUUUUAAAUGCUGAUUUUAACUAAUAUUUUUCAAGAGAGCAGAACAGUGCUAGAAGCAGCACCCUCUUCUCAAAGCCCUGAUGAAAAAUUAUGGCACGGCAAACAAUAAGCAGUGUGCCUUGUUAUUGCCAAUGUUCCUGCCUACCCCCAGCUACUCGUAUUCACCCCUUUGCCCCGCAGGCACAGGCAGCCGAGAGGAGAGGAGGAAUGAGCAGCCGGCCAGGAGGCUUCCUCUAAGGCAGGUCAGCCACAAGUGGGGUGGAAGUAAAGUAGAAAUUGCUCUGGGUGAUUCUUUCCUCUCUAUACUCACAACUCCUCUCUCUCUCUCCUCUUUCCAUGCUGCGCAGGUGGAGAUUUUUUGAUCUGUGACCAUGAUUGCUUUGUGUAGCCGAAUUCUAACUGAGAAGGGCAAAACAGGAAUUAUUUAUUAAACAAUGUUUUUUUCAAAUCCAUUUCUACCCGUGCCAGGAAGGGAGGAAUAGCAAUGUUACUUCCAAGAAGUACGUGCUUCCCACAGCUAGCAGGAUGCGUAUUUGUAGCUCCUGGGUAUUUGUUUACAUAAAAACAUAAUAAAACAGCCAUAAAUUUAUUUUCAAAGAAUUAAUUUAGAUUACAGCUAAAAGAUAUACUUCAGUGAUUUAUGUUUAGCUGGAACACAUCAUAUUUGGCCUCAGUGCUGUUUGUGCAAUAUAGCCUCCAAAUUCCAUUUCAAGCAAAACACAAGAAACUGUAUUAAAGUACAAUCGUAAAAGCAGCCAGCCAACCGAAAGAACAACUUUUAAUGUUCUUAUUUAAGAUAACGUACAGAGGUCAUAGUAUUAAUGAGUCUAUAUUAACGCACACAGCCCUGGUUAAAAGGGAACAGACAUAAAUGCCGUUUGCCAGAGGGUUCAGUAUAAUGGAGAAUCCUUUGAAAUUAACCGAAGAUUAGAGCUUAUCAUGGCUGGAAUUCCGUAAAACAGUGGGUUUUCAGCCAUUCUUCUUUUAGGCCUAGAAUCAUUUUUUAACAGAGACAAGAAUCUGAUUUCAGCCUACUGGCAAGAAGCGCACGCUUUGCUUGAAUAUAUUUAUGGACCCUUUAGAAGUAAUCCAAUUUCACCUUUAGGAAUCAGGACCACUGAUUGAAAACUGUUGCCCUAAAGAAUUUGUUUUAUAAAGGAAUUUCAUAUAUCUCCAUACACAUAUAUAUGUAUAUGUGUGUAUGCAGAUAUCUAUGUGUAUAUACACAUCUUUUGCUGCUGUAUGAUGGACGCAGCAGCUAUAUAUAUAUCUGGUUAGGCUUUUGUGAUGUGCCUAUUUCUGUCCUGGAAAGGGCUCUUCUGCCUUCUACUGUUUUAAAUGAACGGUGAGAUACAUGUACCAGAUUUUAUGAGGGGAAAUCUGCUGUACCCACCUCCUUCUCUCCCUUCUCUUGUCCCUGCCUAACAGCUUAACUUGUAAUCUAUAGGAAGAGGGAGUCUCAGAAUGAUUGUUUUUGGGAAUACGCAUCUGUCCAGAACAGGGGCAUUCAUCCCAGGUGCAACCUUCAGAACCCAGGGCCAGACGGGAAGAUGGUAUGAAUCAGUUGAUCUCCGUUCCCAAAGGUACUAAUCAGCAAUUAUCUCUUAAUUCUUCAUUUAGACUGAUCAUUAGCACAUUCAUUAAUGACAAUAACAUGGCAUUAUGGAAAUUAACACUCACAGUCUCAGCUAUACUAAAGACUCCUGGAAAUGCCUUAAGUAGUCUCCCGUUAAAUGUCAGGCUCUUUUUUUACGUUUAUUGCUGCUAUAGAUAGUAGUGUCAGUUCCUCCUAACGUGGCAAUUGCACUAAUAAAUGUUUCACUUGUGUGAAUGUUUUGACAUGGAAACAAUUUUCAGUCCACUUCAUAAAACAGGGAGAGGUGGUGCACUGUGGUGCAGAGGGCCACGUGGUGCUUAUUUUUGGAUUUAUACUGACAUUGCCAACCCUUAGUCUUGGGCAAUUUGGUGAUCCUGAUUUUCUUGUAAGCCAUUGCAGCUCCAUCUGCUCCUCUCCAGUUCACUGCGAGAUCCACCCCUCCACCCUCUGACACUUCUUCCUGUGUUUUGCUGUAAGACAUUGAGUACGAUUGACUGUAAAUAGAAGAAUCGUUGCCUUUGUGUAUGUUGCUAUUACAUGUGACCUGCUACUCAAUUUUCACGCCAGAUCUUUUGAUGAGGCUAGAGCUCCUGAACAGAGAGUGUAAAGCAACCCCAAAACCCCACCAGUCCUUUGGGUGCUGGGGCUGGGAGAAGGGGGGCUGUGGGCAGCUGGCAGGGGAGCACCAGUGUGCAUGUCCCUGUGCGAGGCUUUGUGUAGCUGCAGGAGUAAUCGUGCUGCCCAGGAACGAUUAAUUAACCUGGAGGCAUCUUUAUUAUGAGGCUACUGUGACACUGUGUUAUGCAGCCACGUGUCUUUCUCCGUGAUGACUGUAAUAAUACCGUGGGACCUAGUUCCUGCUCAGUGGUGCUGCAUGAGUCGCUGUCCCAAACUGCAUAUAUGAGAGAUUUCUGUUUUCAUGCUUAUUUAUUUUUAUCUGAUUUUAAUCUAAGUCCAUGUGUGGCUCUCCCAGCCAGAGCAGCAGAUCUUCCAUGACUGCGGUGCUCCUUCCCUGUCGUGCUGCAGUGAUGAAUGGAAAAGUACUCUCUCUAGGGAAAAAACACAGCAAUUCCUUUGUCUCCGCUUGCUUCAGCUGGCUUGUGCCAGGAGACGUUAAAAUCCACUGCUGAGGGGACUGAAGUGCAGAGGUGAGGUAUUGCAGGCAGGAAAGCAUCCUGGCUGCUGCACCGGAGUUUUAAGGCGGUUGAGACCCAGCUGCUCCCACAGCCUUGUGCUGAGGUUGGCCGCGAACUCUGCCUGUGCCAGGUCCUAAAUCUAGAUCUUACCCGGUGGGGUCCAGUCUUUCUGUGGCCAGUCCUCCCUUGAGAAGAUCAGCAACGUCGUGCAUCUCCUUGGGUCCAGUUCCCUGAAUCUUUCACCCAAGGGCUGUGCUAAGUUGCUGUUCCCCACUUGCAAUCAUCUCCAGUGCUGCUGGUGCUAAGAGCCUUUAAGCAGGUUGAAGUCACAUCACCCACGUGUCUCCAUUCCAGAAACGGUGCAGGAACACCCGUGCUGGCCCUGCAGCAGGUCACGCAGGCAGGCUCAGCGCUGACCUUGACCUCCCUGUGUGCCCAGCGCAGUGAGGAGCACGGCUGGGCUGUAGGAGGCUGCUGGUCUAGAAGAAGAUCAAACGAACUGAAAGAAGAGGAAACUCUUUGAGUUGAGGGUGAAACUCUUCAGACAAAUAGUUUGUUUCAGGGCAUUAUCUUCUCGUGGUUUUUUUUCACAUGCUUUGGAAAGGUGAUUAAAUGAUUGAGGUGAUUUACAUUUUUUUAAAUUUUUUUUUACCAACAUAGCUAAGCUAGUGAAGCUGUGACACAGAUAGCAGUCAUCUGCUGCUAAUGCCAUGCAAGGUGCUUUUUGUAGCUUAUUUUGCUUUGCUGAGUCUCAAUGUAGGAUGUUGUUGUGCAACUUCAAUAUUGAUGUAACUGUCCACACUAGAAGGGCUUUGCACUUCUACUAUGCUGGCAUAGAUGAAAGGAGCAACGUCUUUAGUGCAGACUUUGCACUGUGAAUGACCUUGUUAAGUCCCAAGAAUUACUUGCACUUGUGAAAAACUACCUGAUCUUUACUAUUUCAGUCAAAUUCUACCUGAAGUUGGAAUAAUUCUGAGUCUUACUUUUUCUUUUGAGGUCAUUACAAUGCUAAAAGUGAGGCCUCUGGUUAGGUAAAAUGGCAAAUAUUUUUUAUAUAUAAAUAUUUAGUUCAUAGUGUAAUUAGUACCUUUAUAUUUUAUUUUCUAGAGAUUGUAUAAGCUAAAGCAUAUUGCUGUUCUCUAAUGUGCAAAUACACAAAAUACUACAGCAUUGGAUCGAGAUUCAAGUCUCCAUUGAGUAACUUUACUGCCAAAAAUAUUUGAAUUCCAGCUCUCGCCAGCUCUGAAAGCACUUAGCUGUUAUUCCAGCUCCCAAAUGAUCUCAGGACUCCACAGGAAGAUAGGAAGUGAAAACAUUUUGCUGAAUUUGGGUCCAAAAUUUUUAUGUCUAAUUUUUUACUUGAGGAAGUAUAUUUUAUGUAUAUUUGAAAUAAAAAUGAACCAUGAUUAAAGAGAGGUAAAGCCUCACUCUUUCUGGUAAGCACACGAUGCUUUGAGUUCAUCAGCCUCUUGAGUCCCUGUCCAUCAUCUCUGGUACCUUGGUAUGUUCUGGGAUAUAGUUCUUGAAUUAUUUUAAAUUCAGAAUAAUUUUAGAUAUUUGUGAUACAAUGUUUUGCAGAAUAAACAAAAGGACAAAUUUUGCCUGGAGUAGCUUUUUCAAGUUGGAGAGUCAGUUUAACCAAACAGGACCUAAGGAAUCGAAGAGAUCCCAUCAGUUGGCUGACCUAACCAGUUUACAAAAUUAUUUAUUUGUCUAAAAUGUGGAAGAGUUGUAUAGUAUGCAUAAAAGAUUACCUUACUUUUUACUGUGACUUAUCCGUGCAGUAAAAAUAAGGUAUAAGGUUCCCCCCAGUUUGGUGGUGGAAUCCAAGGUGCUGGGGAAGCGACUUGCUCCGUGGUGUAAGUCCGUGCUGGAUGGGUGUUUGCUAACACAGACCUUGCCUUGCGCCCAGCGUGGGCAGAGAUGUGUUGCCAGCAGCUCCUCGUUGAGUGCUGAGCUCACCGACCAAACGUUUGUGAUGAGAGUUGUGUUUUGUCAAUCGUCUUGUUAUGUCCUAGGAUCAGCUGUGGGAUAUAUCCUCUGCCUGUUGUUGACUCUGCUCUACGCUGUCUCUGUCUGUUAGAUCUGUAUCAAUUGUCAUUUUUAAGUGCUAAUGUGCCUUAUUGUUAUUGUAGAAGAUUUGUUAGCACAAGAAUUUUCUGUCAAAUAUGGUAAAAUCUUUGGGAUUUCUUUAUCACCAUUAAAAAAUUAUAUUUAUGUUUUUUCUGUUGUCGGACGUAUACUCGAUACCUUAGAAGAUGCUGCAGCUAUAAAUUCUAAACAGAAGAGCCACGCAGGUCUGAGCAGUGAG